This is a messenger RNA of Paecilomyces variotii, 4279 nucleotides long. RefSeq names its product putative DNA-directed RNA polymerase I subunit beta. Lineage: Eukaryota; Fungi; Ascomycota; Eurotiomycetes; Eurotiales; Thermoascaceae. The transcript is spliced from 3 exons. The record is from RefSeq and is a predicted model, not a curated record. Gene Ontology annotation, molecular function: DNA-directed RNA polymerase activity; DNA binding; ribonucleoside binding. Bases 302 to 4036 code for a protein of 1244 amino acids. Gene Ontology annotation, cellular component: RNA polymerase I complex; nucleus. Gene Ontology annotation, biological process: DNA-templated transcription.
CAGCACGUGAUGAUAGUAUCCCGGCUCCACCGAAAAAUUUCCCCGGUCUUCAAUUUGAAUUAGAGAAGAACUGGCACUUGCUCCAGCAGACACCACCGCCAGAGCCUGUGUCGUCUGUCCUGUUCCCGUACGGUCGGGACUGAAGACAAUUUAUUGUUUGAUUGCAUUGACCAGGUUCUGGAACGGACUGCUGGGAGGUGUUACUCACAACUGGUGCCGCAACCAGUGCUUUGCGAUAUCGCGACUCGUUUUUCUUUUCUCUUUCGAACCCUAUAUUCAACCGACACCAUAGACCACCAGCAUGGCUCCCUCUGCCACAGACACAGAGUGGACCGUCGGGUUCGAUACUCUGCGUCGUGAGCGCCUCUUCAGACACCCCCCAAAGGACAAGACGGCAUUUCCUUCUCUGGCCGCAGCCAUCCGACCGCAUGUCGAUUCUUUCAAUGCGCUCUUCGAAGGCACCAAGACCCUGGAGGCUGCAUUGAAGGAUAUUGGCACAAAAACCUUCCUAGACGGCUUCCCGGAGACCGCUGAGCAGCGAAAGGUCCGGCUGGCAGAGGGCAGAAAGGCCCCAAAGCGGAACCGUCUCAAUGUUCGCGUCAAGGAAGUGUUUUUGGAAAAGGCUGUGCUGCCUCCCUCGAACAAAUUCACGACCCGUAACCGAAACAUCUAUCCAGCGGAAUGCCGUGAGAGACAUGCUACCUAUCGAGGCAAGCUGCGCGCAAGGCUCGAAUACCAGGUCAACAAUGGCGACUGGCAGGAGAGCAUCCGGGAAUUGGGUCAGGUUCCCAUCAUGCUGAGGAGCAAUCGCUGCCACCUCGAGAAUGCGACUCCGCAAGAAUUGGUUGAUCAUAAGGAAGAAUCGGAAGAACUGGGCGGUUAUUUCAUCGUCAAUGGUAACGAAAAGCUGAUUCGAAUGCUGAUCGUCUCCAAACGCAACUACCCCCUGGCUAUCAUCAGAAACUCGUUCGUGAAGCGUGGUCACACAUACACCAAAUUCGGUAUUCAGAUCCGAUCGGUCAGACCCGACCAGACCUCGCAGACCAACGUCCUCCACUAUCUGAGCGACGGAAACGUAACCUUCCGUUUCUCGUGGCGCAAAAAUGAGUACCUCGUGCCGGUCAUGAUGAUUCUAAAGGCUCUUGUCGAGACCAACGAUCGCGAGAUUUUUGAGGGUAUCGUCGGAGGCUCCAAUUCCAAGGGCAUCAACAACACCUUCGUGACGGACCGUGUGGAAUUGCUGCUGAGAACGUAUAAGGGAUACAAUCUGCACAGCCGAUCGGCUGUCCGUUCUUACUUGGGUGAGAAGUUCAGACCAGUCCUUGGUGUCCCAGAAGAUAUAUCGAAUGAGGACGUCGGAACUGAAUUCUUGCGCAAGGUUGUCCUGCCCCAUCUGGGUAACCAGAAUGUCACCGAGGCCCAGGACCACGACAAAUUCAAGAUGGUUAUGUUCAUGAUCCGGAAACUCUACGCGCUGGUUGCUGGUGACUGUGCCAUGGACAACCCCGAUGCCAUCUCCAACCAGGAAAUCUUGCUGGGAGGAUUCUUGUACGGAAUGAUCCUCAAGGAGAGAAUCGAGGAGUGGCUCAGGUCUCUCGGUCCUAUUGCAAGAGAUUGGUGUAUGCGGAACAACGGCGCAAAGUUCACUGACCCGGCGUUCGAGAGGGAUUUCCUCUCAAAGAUUGUGAAACGCUCCAACGAGAACAUUGGAGGCGCUCUGGAGUAUUUCCUGUCGACGGGUAACCUCGUGAGUCCGACUGGUCUGGAUAUGCAACAGGCUUCGGGUUAUACGGUUAUGGCAGAGAAGAUCAACUUCUACCGUUUCAUCAGUCAUUUCCGCAUGAUCCACAGAGGUAGUUUCUUCGCACAGCUCAAGACUACAACCGUCAGAAAGCUAUUGCCCGAGAGUUGGGGUUUCUUGUGCCCUGUUCAUACCCCCGAUGGUUCGCCCUGUGGUCUGUUGAAUCAUCUUGCGCACAAGUGCCUUGUCGCAACCGAUAAUCUUGAGGUGUCACACUUGCCCAGAGUACUCGUCCAGCUUGGUGUGCGUUCUCAUUCAUCUGUCGCAGUCGAUGAAAGUGUCGUCGUGCAGUUGGACGGACGCAUUAUCGGUUACUGUUCGCCAGAGCAGGCUAAGAUGAUCGCCGAUACCCUGAGGUACUGGAAGGUGGAGGGUUCGCACAAUAUUCCCCGCGAGCUGGAAAUCGGUUAUGUUCCCAACUCGAACGGCGGUCAAUAUCCGGGUAUCUACAUGUUCUCCCAGGCGGCAAGAAUGUUCCGUGAGGUCAAGUAUCUGCCCCUGGAGAAGCUCGACUAUGUCGGACCCUUUGAACAGCCAUUCAUGGAGAUUGCAUGCCUCAAGGAAGAUAUCAUUUCCGGUCUUUCCACUCAUAUCGAAUUCACUCCUACCAACAUCCUCUCUAUCGUGGCCAACAUGACGCCCUUCUCCGAUUACAACCAGUCUCCUCGAAACAUGUACCAGUGCCAGAUGAGCAAGCAGACUAUGGGUACUCCUGGAACUUCCAUUGCAUACCGCACAGACAACAAGCUCUACCGACUACAGACAGGUCAGACGCCUAUCGUGCGUCCCCCGCUCUACAAUGCCUACGGACUGGACAACUUCCCCAACGGCACAAACGCUGUUGUUGCUAUCAUUUCAUACACCGGUUACGACAUGGACGACGCAAUGAUCAUCAACAAGUCCUCUCACGAGCGUGGGUUCGGUUACGGUACGGUAUACAAGACCAAGAUCCAUUCUCUGGAUGAGAAGGACUCUCGACGAGGAAAGUCAAGACGCGAAGUAACCAAGCUAUUUGGCUUCGCUCCUGGCGACCUGAUCAAAGCGGAGUGGCGAAAGACCCUCGAUGAAGACGGUUUCCCACACAUUGGUGCUCACGUCAAGGAGGGCGAUUAUAUUGCGGCGUGGCAUAACGUCCGGUAUGAUGCUGCAUCAGACUCGUACAUAAAUGUUGACGGUCAGACGCACUUCAUGAAGUUCAAGGACGCCGAAGCGGGCUACAUUGACAGCGUCCGCAUCAUGGGUGCCGAAAGUGGAACUGAGCCUUGCCAGUCCAUCAGUGUGAAGUACCGCAUUCCCAGAAAGCCUAUUAUCGGUGACAAGUUCUCCUCCCGUCACGGACAGAAGGGUGUCUGCUCUCAACUGUGGCCCGCUAUCGAUAUGCCUUUCUCUGAGAGCGGUAUCCAGCCUGAUCUCAUCAUCAACCCUCACGCUUUCCCAUCUCGUAUGACAAUCGCCCAGAUGAUCGAGUCCAUGGCUGGCAAGGCCGGCGCCCUGCACGGUCAUCCCCAGGACUCGACACCUUUCCAGUUCUCCGAAGAGAACACGGCGGCCGACUACUUCGGCCACCAGCUCCGCAAAGCAGGUUACAACUACCACGGAAACGAGCCCAUGUACAGUGGAAUCACAGGUCGCGAAUUCGCCGCGGACAUCUACCUGGGUGUCGUCCACUACCAGCGUCUGCGACACAUGGUGAACGACAAGUUCCAAGUCCGUACCACCGGUCCCGUCAACGGCAUCACCGGCCAGCCCGUCAAGGGUCGUGCCAAGGGAGGUGGUAUCCGUGUCGGAGAGAUGGAGCGUGACUCCCUCCUCGCCCACGGCGCUGCAUUCCUUCUUCAAGACCGUCUGAUGAACUGCUCUGACACUCAACGCGCCUGGAUCUGUCGCUCUUGCGGCUCUUUCCUCUCCGCCCAAGUCGCCGUCGCUAACGUCGGCUCCAACAAGGGCCGCAACCCCGGCGCCGCCGCUGCGGCCGUCAACGCUGCUCCCAACCAGCCCACUUCCACCGCGGGUGUCGGUGCCGUUGGCGGCGUGGCCGGCAUCGUCCGCUGCAGACGCUGUGCGCGCGAAGCAGUCUUUGAGGACUCCCGCGCCGAUAUCUGGGAGGAUGGCAACGGCAAACGCUUCGUUGGCGGAGAUAACGUUACGGUGGUCGCGGUUCCCGGUGUUCUUCGCUACUUGGACGUCGAGCUGGCUGCUAUGGGCAUUCGGAUGAAGUUCUGGGUGGAGAAUUAACCUUAAAAUAAAAAGAGAAAAGGCCAGGAGGCCACAUAGAAGAAGAAAGGGAAAAAAAAGAUUAUAUUCAAUCACGCAUGAUAAGAUAAGAUGGUCCCCCAAAAGAGCAUAUUGGAAAGGUGUUUUGCAAGUCCUGAUUUUUUCUGUCUUGCGUCCUGUGUGUAAGGAAAGUGUUUAUUUGUAUCUAGAUAUCUAUUCGAUCUUGCCAGAGCAGCAAAAUCCCUCUAUUCUAGUUUAAGAAAG